CAAGGAACAUCCUUUGCAGAGGGCGAGGAACUACUCCCUUUUCUUUCUUCUCCUCCUAUGGAGAAGAAGGAAGAGAGCAAUGGCACCUCCACCGUGACCAAAACUUCCCACCGCCCCAAGAAGCGCAGCACGCUGGGCAUCGUUUGGGCCUCCAUCUUCACUAUGCGUCGCUGCUCAUCCAGCAAGAAAGGCCCUAAUUCUCCGAAAGCUGCCGAUGGUAUGCUGAAGAGCCUUGUCGAUGGUAUGCGCCCUCUCCAUCUCCAACUCGACUACCGCCCGCCGUUCCCUCUUUUGCCGCCGCCUCCACCAGCUGGACACGAGUCGUUCCACGAUGUGUUCCCCCCGCCGUCUUCCCCCGCGUGCUCCUCCAACGACGGCAUGAGCCGCUAUGCUUCCGCGGAGGAUCUACAAGCACUCGACGACGACACGGCCGAGGGCAACGACGGCAGCACUGGGGCCAACGGCGUCGACGAGGGUGAGGCUUCACAUGCAAUCGACACGAAGGCCGAGGAGUUCAUCACAAGGUUCUACGAGCAGAUGCGGCUCCAGCGCCUGGACUCGCAACCAGGCCACUGAACAGGCUGCGUUCUAAUUGUCAUAGGUGGGUGCAUGCUAUUAAUUUUGUGAUCCCUCCAGAAUCCCUGAGAGAACAAAUGUUUCUGUUACCAGCUCGUCCCUAAAUCUCUCAAAUUGAUUA
Molecule: messenger RNA, 697 nt
Organism: Musa acuminata AAA Group (dessert banana)
Lineage: Eukaryota; Viridiplantae; Streptophyta; Magnoliopsida; Zingiberales; Musaceae
Exons: 1
Coding region: 58-576 (172 amino acids)
Source: RefSeq, a predicted model, not a curated record